CUGAAAAACCACAAGCAGACUGCCAGAGGUGGAUGCUUUAGUCAGAAGAGGAGGCUUGCAGUGGGAUUGUCUGAGCACUCUGAAACUUCAGACCUCCCCUGAAGACAGAUGGCGCAGUCACCUGUUGCCGGCACUGUGAUGUCCGGGGAGAUGGACAAACCGCUCAUCAGUCGCCGCCUGGUGGACAGUGAUGGCAGUCUGGCUGAGGUCCCCAAGGAGGCUCCCAAAGUGGGCAUCCUGGGCAGCGGGGAUUUUGCCCGGUCCCUGGCCACACGCCUGGUGGGCUCUGGCUUCAGUGUGGUGGUGGGAAGCCGUAACCCCAAACGCACUGCUGGCCUCUUCCCCUCCUUAGCCCAAGUGACUUUCCAGGAGGAGGCCGUGAGCUCUCCAGAGGUCAUCUUUGUGGCCAUGUUCCGGGAGCACUACUCCUCACUGUGCAGUCUUGCUGACCAGUUGGCUGGCAAGAUCCUAGUGGAUGUAAGCAACCCCACUGAGAAGGAGCGUCUUCAGCACCACCAGUCGAAUGCUGAGUACCUGGCCUCCCUCUUCCCUGCCUGCACUGUGGUCAAGGCCUUCAACGUCAUCUCUGCAUGGGCCCUACAGGCUGGCCCAAGGGAUGGGAACAGGCAGGUGCUCAUCUGCGGUGACCAGCUGGAAGCCAAGCACACCGUCUCAGAGAUGGCGCGUGCCAUGGGUUUCACCCCACUGGACAUGGGAUCCCUGGCCUCAGCGAGGGAGGUAGAGGCCAUACCCCUGCGCCUCCUUCCAUCCUGGAAGGUGCCCACCCUCCUGGCCCUGGGGCUCUUUGUGUGCUUCUAUGCCUACAACUUCAUCCGGGACGUUCUACAGCCAUACAUCCGGAAAGAUGAGAACAAGUUCUACAAGAUGCCCCUGUCUGUGGUCAACACCACGCUACCCUGUGUGGCUUACGUGCUGCUGUCCCUGGUUUACCUGCCUGGUGUGCUGGCAGCUGCCCUUCAGCUGAGGAGGGGAACCAAGUACCAGCGCUUCCCAGACUGGCUGGACCACUGGCUGCAGCACCGCAAGCAGAUCGGGCUACUCAGCUUCUUCUUCGCCAUGCUGCACGCUCUCUACAGCUUCUGCCUGCCGCUGCGCCGCUCCAACCGCUAUGAUCUGGUCAACCUGGCUGUGAAGCAGGUCCUGGCCAACAAGAGCCGCCUCUGGGUUGAGGAAGAAGUCUGGCGGAUGGAGAUAUACCUGUCCCUGGGUGUGCUGGCUCUGGGCAUGCUGUCACUGCUGGCGGUCACCUCGCUCCCUUCCAUUGCAAACUCACUCAACUGGAAGGAGUUCAGCUUUGUGCAGUCCACGCUGGGCUUCGUGGCCCUGAUGCUGAGCACAAUGCACACCCUCACCUAUGGCUGGACCCGUGCCUUUGAGGAAAACCACUACAAGUUCUACCUGCCGCCCACAUUCACGCUCACGCUGCUCCUGCCCUGUGUCAUCAUCCUGGCCAAGGGUCUCUUCCUCCUGCCCUGCCUCAGCCACAGACUCGCCAAGAUCCGCAGGGGCUGGGAGAGGGAUGGUGCUGUCAAGUUCAUGCUGCCUGCUGGCCACACACAGGGGGAGAAAACAAGCCACGUGUGAGGCCCUGGAAAUGGAGACAGGCACAGCUUGUGGGGGCCCUGGGCUGGGUUCGGGUCUCUUUUCUGUGAUGGUAUAUGCGUGGGUGGCCGAGGUCUGAAUUUCUGGGAUGCAGGUGUAUGCCGAGAUACUCAGAAUGGCGUACCACACAUGCGAUAAGUACUCACAUAUAUUUCAUAUAAUAGGAUUUACUAUUAUUCUUACUUAGUUAAAAAAAAUAGUGGGUCCUUAUAUUUCAACUUAUGCAGGGUCCCUAUAUUUCAACUUGAGCAUUUCAGAGCAAAUGCCACACAUUAAACAGCAGAUCCCACCCUUGUGGUAUCUGCAGAGACAGACAGACACUUCUGGUAUGAGAGAGACUGUAUUUUGUUGGAUUCUACCUUUAAUCCCUGUUCUCUACAUUCCCUGUUAGCCACAUCCUAACGUUGGUGCAGAGCUGAGGCAAGAGCUGGCUCUGGUGCAGCCUCCCCCAUCCCAGGGCUAGGAAACAAGCCUCUGAUGAACAGAGGGACCAGGUCUGGACCCUCCUGCUCCCGCUUCCCUGGGCUCUCGUGGGGAGGCUCAGCGGGAUCCCCCGCAAUCUGUGCAGGAGCUUUCGCAGGUCUGUCCUUUCUUCCGGGAGCGGUCUGAAGUGGCCCCAUCUGAUCCUAGCUGAGCCGAGAUUGUUCCCCACUCCCUGAAAGUCCAGAGUCACCGUGGAGCCUGCAAAUUGCUCCUUCUGCGAAGGUGUGAAGUCACCACCUCACCAGAGCCAUUAACGAACCUGAUCUUCAGAAGAAGUAUAAUUGUUUCCCCUCCAUUAAGUUGGUGGUGACCCUCUUUAAACCACUGUGCCUUCUCGCCUUUCCCAUCACUAAUUUGGACAUCUCCAUGGAGUGGACUCUUGUCGGGGCAAUUCAGGGGGGAGGGAAGCAUUAGAGAUUGGGAGAAUAACCAUCGUUCCCAGGCCUGCCUUCAUUAAAUUGGUCCCUAAUGAGAAUGACAGGGAUCCCUGUUGCCUGUAGGCAGAGAACCUACCUUCUGAGCACCCAGGAAACACAGUGGCCCCAUGCCCUUCAGGGGGGUCCCACGGCCCCCUUUCCCAUGCUUUUGCCUCCCUCCCUCCCAGUUACCAUCAACCAUAAAAGUCUGCAAAUAUUGUUUUUUGAAUUCUUAAAGAGACCGCAUCCUUUGUUAUUACCAA
Molecule: messenger RNA, 2785 nt
Organism: Rattus rattus (black rat)
Lineage: Eukaryota; Metazoa; Chordata; Mammalia; Rodentia; Muridae
Gene: Steap3
Product: STEAP3 metalloreductase
Exons: 5
Coding region: 109-1605 (498 amino acids)
Biological process (GO): copper ion import
Cellular component (GO): endosome; plasma membrane
Molecular function (GO): ferric-chelate reductase (NADPH) activity; cupric reductase (NADH) activity
Source: RefSeq, a predicted model, not a curated record